CAAGACCUGUUUCGGUUGCUUUAGAUUCUUUAUCGAUUCGUGGCUCAACUUCAUCAGGAAUUUUUAGAUUAGAGAAAUUUUAUUGUUGAAAAUGAUACAUUUUAUGUUAUUAUUUAGCCGACAAGGCAAACUUCGUUUACAAAAAUGGUAUGUUGCACAUCCGGACAAAACAAAGAAAAAAAUCACCAGAGAUUUAGUCAAUCUGAUAUUGGCUAGAAAACCGAAACAUUGUUCAUUUGUUGAAUGGCAAGAUUUUAAAAUUGUCUAUAAACGAUAUGCAAGUCUUUAUUUCUUAUGCGCCAUCGAACAAUCGGACAAUGAAUUGUUAUGUUUGGAAUUGAUACACCGUUACGUUGAAUUGUUGGAUAAAUAUUUUGGAAGCGUUUGUGAGUUAGAUAUUAUUUUCAAUUUUGAAAAAGCAUAUUUCAUUCUUGAUGAACUUUUAUUGGGCGGAUUUAUUCAAGAAACGAGCAAAAAGAAUGUCCUUAAAGCAAUAUCCGCACAAGAUCUGGUACAAGAGGAGGAAACGCCGCAAGGAUUUUUUGAAGAUCAUGGAUUAGGUUGAUUAUGAUUAUUAAAAUGAUAAUAUUGGAAAUUCGUUCUGGUGAAAUUUUCUUGGUUUGUCAACAUGUCCUUCAAAAAAAUAAAUUUGAUAUCAUUGCAUUUUAGAAUGCGA
Molecule: messenger RNA, 676 nt
Organism: Dermatophagoides pteronyssinus (European house dust mite)
Lineage: Eukaryota; Metazoa; Arthropoda; Arachnida; Sarcoptiformes; Pyroglyphidae
Gene: AP-1sigma
Product: AP-1 complex subunit sigma-2
Biological process (GO): intracellular protein transport; vesicle-mediated transport
Cellular component (GO): AP-1 adaptor complex; membrane coat
Molecular function (GO): clathrin-cargo adaptor activity
Source: RefSeq, a predicted model, not a curated record